AUGUUCAAUAACGUGACAGUGACACUUUCACUAGACCUUCUGACACCGUACCUACAACCAUCUUCUGAGCACAUAACACUGAAUAAUCAUGAGGUUCACAAUAUCGUUCUUGCUUUGAUUUUCUCUCCUUUUCAAGUCAUGCUCGCCAAUUCAUCAGGGCACCCCGCAUGCCAUUGCGAAGAGCGCUCUGCCCUGUUGCAAUUCAAGGAAAGCUUUAUUCUUAGCCGGUCUGCUUCCAAAUUCCCUUUUGCUUAUCCAAAGGUUGAGUCCUCGAAGCUUGACGGAAAUGGUAGUGACUGUUGCUUAUGGGAUGGUGUCGAGUGCGAUGAGGAUACUGGUCAUGUGAUUGAACUUGACUCAACGCUAGUUGUCUCUAUGGUUCCAUUGACUCCAACAAUACCCGAAUACAUUGGGAAUCUGAAGGGCCUUUGGUUACUCAACCUUUCCAACAAUAUCUUCUCUGGUUUCAUCCCGUCAUCCAUUGGGAAUCUAGCGAAGCUCGAAGCACUGGACUUGUCUCAAAACAAGCUUUCUGGGAACAUCCCUAAGCAACUUGUGCAGCUAACCUUCCUUCAGUUCUUCAAUGCAUCUCAUAAUCAUCUUACUGGGCCAAUACCACGAGGAAACCAAUUCAAUACAUUUCAGAAAGAUUCAUUUGAUGGCAAUUCAGGACUGAGCGGAGAGCCAUUGUCAAACAAAUGUGGAAGUCUCAAGGCCUUACCUGCUCCGGCUCCGGCUACAGGAGAUGAACUUUUGGGACUUGACUGGAAAUUUGUUCUGAUUGGUUAUGGAAGUGGAUUUGUCAUUGGAGCAGCUAUAGGACACUUUGUAACGAAAAGAAAACAUGAUUGGUUCAUGAGGACUUUUCGAAUCAGGCAACAAAGAAGGCCAAAGCACACAAGGAGACAUAGAAACUGA
Molecule: messenger RNA, 918 nt
Organism: Populus trichocarpa (black cottonwood)
Lineage: Eukaryota; Viridiplantae; Streptophyta; Magnoliopsida; Malpighiales; Salicaceae
Product: receptor-like protein 33
Exons: 3
Coding region: 1-918 (305 amino acids)
Molecular function (GO): protein binding
Source: RefSeq, a predicted model, not a curated record